Molecule: messenger RNA, 597 nt
Organism: Cannabis sativa
Lineage: Eukaryota; Viridiplantae; Streptophyta; Magnoliopsida; Rosales; Cannabaceae
Exons: 3
Coding region: 1-597 (198 amino acids)
Source: RefSeq, a predicted model, not a curated record
AUGAGACUUUGCGCUAUAGAGAGAAAGUUUGAAAGGAAUACUAGUGCACCAAAAGAUGAUAAUAUAGAUAGAUUUAAUGAGAUUGUUGUAGGUUUGGCUAACAUAAAUCACAAGAUUGAUGAAGAAAGUCAGGCCAUCAUUUUAUUGAGACCACUCCCAAUCGCAUAUCAAGAAGUUAAGGCAGCCAUCAAGUAUAUCAGAGAUGUGAUUGCAUUGGAAGAGGUUCUUGCCGUACUUAAGUUGAAAGAUUUCGAAUUGCAAUUGGAAAAAAAAAUCCAAGAAAGAAGAAGUGUACUUGGCAAGAGGAAGAUCUCCCAAGAAAGGAAGUUCGAAGGAUUUUGCAAGGAGUACAGGGAACAACAAGGCUUCAACAAAUCUCAUAAUGGAGAUAGGAAGGAUAAGCAACAUCACCACAGGACGGAUUCAGUUGCAGCCGCAAAAGAUGGUGACGACUGCUCCACAGAUGGAGAAUUGUCCUCCAUCUCAAAAUCUUCAAUGAAUAGAGAGUGGAUCCUUAAUUCUAGAUGCACUUAUCACAUGUGUCCAAGUCGAGAAUCAUUUUUCGAUUAUAGAUCAAUUGAUGGAGGAAAGUUCUAA